CUAGCCGGCUGUACCGCGAUGGCCCCGCGCGCCCGGCGCCGCCCGCUGCUCGCGCUACUGGCGCUCGGAGCGCUGCUCGCCCCGCUACAGGAAAAACAGGAAGGUGGAGGAGACUCACCUGAAGUUAUAUUUCAGAGCUGGCAGCCGGAAACUAGAUUGUCAAGACUUCAUCUCAUGUACUUUGAAAAUGUUAUCCGGAGAGACCAGUCCCUGAGGACAUCAUGCUUGGCAUCCUUUAAAAUCACUCCUCCCUGUACCAGCACUAGGCAUUAUGAGCGCUUUGGACGGUGCUGCAACAAAUGUGAGCCAGGAAAGUACAUGUCUUCUAAAUGCACUACUACCUCUGAAAGCGUGUGUGUGCCCUGUGGCCCAGAUGAAUACUUGGACACUUGGAACGAAGAAGAUAAAUGCUUGCUGCAUAAAGUUUGUGAUACAGGCAAGGCCCUGGUGGCCGUGGAGCCCGGCAACCGCACGGCCCCGCGGCGCUGCGCCUGCACAGCCGGGUACCACUGGAGCGACGACUGUGCCUGCUGCCGCCGCAACACCGAGUGCGCGCCCGGCUUCGGCGCCCAGCAUCCUUUGCAGCUCAAUAAGGACACGGUGUGCAAGCCUUGCCUUGCAGGCUACUUCUCGGAUGCCUUUUCCUCCAUGGAUAAGUGCAAACCCUGGACCAACUGUACUGUUCUUGGAGAGAUAGAAAAACAUCAUGGGACAGAGAAAUCAGAUGUGGUUUGCAGUUCUCAUCUGCCAUCUAGAAAACCACCAAAUGAACCCCAGAUUUACUUGCCCAGUCUAAUUAUUCUGCUCCUCUGCAUAUCUGUGGCAUUAGUUGCUGCUGUCAUCUUUGGCAUUUACUAUAGGAAAAAAGGGAAAACACUAACAGCUAAUUUGUGGCACUGGAUCAAUGAGGCAUGCAGCCGCCUAAGUGGAAAUAAGCAGGAGUCCUCGGGUGACAGUUUUAUCAGCACUCAUAUGCCAGCCUCUAGUCAGCGCCAGGCUUGCGAAGGUGUCUUACUGCUGACUCUGGAAGAGAAGGUGCCUUCUGAAGACAUGUGCUAUCCAGAAGGAGGUGCGUGUGCGGGAGAAGAUGCCAAGAUGCUCUCCUUGGUCAGCGAGAUGGAGGGGGACUCCUUCAGGCAGAUGCCCAUGGAAGACGAAUAUGUGGAUAGGCCCUCCCAGACCCCAGACUGUUUACUGGUCCUGACUCAGCCUGGAAGCAAACCCACACCCCCUUUCCCUGAGCCUCUGGAGGUAGGGGAGAAUGACAGUUUAAGCCAAUGCUUCACUGGGACGGAGAGCAUGGUAGACUCCGAAAGCUGCAACUUGGCCGAGCCCCUGUGCAGGACUGAUUGGAUUCCCAUGUCCUCUGAGAAAUACUUGCAAAGAGAGGUGGAGGGUGGCCCUUGCCCUCACUGGCCAGCCAGCUCCCACUCGGCAGAUGGCUAUGCAGUCUGCCGUGACCCUCCCGGGGAGGACCGGGAAACCGUUGUGGGUUCCCCAAAAAGUAGACCCUUGCCUCAGUGUGCCUAUGACAUGGGCCUUCCCCCAGAAGAAGUAGCCAACAAGGUAGAGCGGGGAGGCCAGCCUUUGGAUGAGGCUGAUGUGAACCCUCAAAAGCCCACUAGGGGAGGCCUUGGCUCUGGAAGCCCCUCCUGCGACCACCCUCCUGCAACUGGAAAUGUGACUGGAAACAGUAACUCCACGUUCAUUUCCAGCGGGCAGGUCAUGAAUUUCAAGGGCGACAUCAUCGUGGUCUACGUCAGCCAGACGUCGCAGGAGGGCGCGGCGGGCAGCGGUGGCGGGGAGCCGGGGGAGCCGGCGGGCCGCCCGGUGCAGGAGGAGAGCGCCCGCCGCUGUGACACCUUUGCGGGCAGCGGCGCGCGCCUGGCUGAUAAGAGCGAGGACGAGGAGCUGGCGCAGGGCGGGCCCGACCAGACCGUGCCGCCCCCGGUGCAGGAGCAGGGCCCCCAGGCGUGCCGAGCGCCGCGGGCCUGGCGCUGAGCCGUCUGCCCGCUGCGGGCGGGGCGGAUGGGCCGCACUGGUGCCAGGACUUGGUGACACCCCGCAGCCCGCGGCGGCCCUGAGGCCUGGGAGCAGCACAUCACGCAGAGCCCAGCUUUCCCACCUGCGGGCUCUCGGAGCCUAAAGUGGAGCUUCAUGACUCCAGGGCCCCUCAGCCGGCCAUCCCCGUGUCCAGUGCAAAUAAGCAUGUGACGCAGGCCGAGGUGCCACCCGGCUUACAGGACAGACGGACAGGUGGGGUGGGUGGGCUCGAACCUGCAUUGGGCCGCCUGACUCAUGGAUAUCGCGAUGUGGAGUCAGAAUUCCCAGAGCGGUGCCUUUUCCUUCCUCUUGAAACCUUGCACCGGUUUCCAUUUGGCUGGUUCCAGAUAUGCUGCCUUUAUCCCGUUUACCCGGUACCUUUAUGCAAAAUUAUAUGACAUUCUUUACUCACUUUUCUCUUCAUAGAAACAAUUCCUUUUUUAAAAAAGUGAAUUUAUUGUUACUAAAUACUCAUAACUGGGAGAAAGAUGUAGCAGUCUGCUUCUGUAGAGAUUUACAGCCUUGGAAACCCUAUGUGGCAGUUCUGCUCUGUCCUAUAGGGUCACUAGGAGUCGGACUGGACUGGACAGUCGUGGGUUUGAUAUCCAUAAGCAGGUAUCCAUUAAUGACACAGGUACAUAUUUCUCUUUGGUGGUCCACAUUUUACUUACGAUUUUUCUCUCUCGACCCCCAAUGUCAUUCAUCAAUAAUUUGUCUCUUUAUGACAUUUUUUUUUUGGGGGGGGGGUUGGUGAAAA
Molecule: messenger RNA, 2800 nt
Organism: Loxodonta africana (African savanna elephant)
Lineage: Eukaryota; Metazoa; Chordata; Mammalia; Proboscidea; Elephantidae
Gene: TNFRSF11A
Product: TNF receptor superfamily member 11a
Exons: 12
Coding region: 19-2001 (660 amino acids)
Biological process (GO): mammary gland alveolus development; multinuclear osteoclast differentiation; positive regulation of bone resorption
Cellular component (GO): external side of plasma membrane
Molecular function (GO): cytokine binding; tumor necrosis factor receptor activity
Source: RefSeq, a predicted model, not a curated record